AUGUCUUCAGUAAUUGCUUCUAAUAUUCCCUCCAGCAUCUCAUAUGAGAAGCUUCAAGAGUUCUUCUCUUUCUGUGGAAGUAUAAAAACCAUCAAUUUGGUGUCCAAGGGCGAAAAGACCCUGACAUAUGAAAUCCAUUUUCAGCUGGAAAAGGCAUUGACCACUGCACUUUUGUUGAACGAUGCGGAAUUGAAUGGUGUGUCGAUCAAGGUGGAAGAAAAUAAGGGAGAUGCCCCUCCAAAGUAUGGGGAAUCGGGUGCUUCAAAGGAAGUGAGUGACAACAAGAUUCAAGAUGAAUCCACCACCACUGGUGAUUCCAAGUAUGACGAUAUCAGUCAGGAAGAGAAACCAAAGUAUGCUAUCAUGGCACAAUUGCUUGCUCUGGGAUACCAAGUCUCCGACAACUUGAUUGAAAAGGCAAUUUCUUUUGACAAAGAAAAGGGAUACUCAGGCAAAUUCAAAUCAUUCUUGGCUGACUUGGAUGCCAAGUACAUCCACUCCAGCCAACCAGACUCGACUGCCAACCGUGGAAUCGAAAAGGCUCAGUCUACACUCAACGACUUGACCAACAGUUUCAAUAAGUCAUCUUACCUGUCGCGGCUUUCGCAAUAUUUUGAAAAGGCUGCAAACCAUCCUUAUGGUAUCAAGAUCCACAGAUUUUACGAAAGCUUGGCCAAAGAUGUGCGUGAAGUGCACGAAGAAGCCAAGAGACUCACGGAGCUUAGAAAGGAGCGCGAUGAGCAACGCAAGGUUGACCAAUCUGCCGCCAAUGCCAGUGCCGGUGCUGCAAUCAAUAGUGCCAAUUAG
Meyerozyma guilliermondii ATCC 6260 is the source of this 807-nucleotide messenger RNA. RefSeq lists its product as uncharacterized. The coding region runs from base 1 to 807 and encodes 268 amino acids. The transcript has a single exon. Gene Ontology annotation, molecular function: RNA binding. The record is from RefSeq and is a predicted model, not a curated record. NCBI's taxonomy places the organism in Eukaryota, Fungi, Ascomycota, Pichiomycetes, Serinales, Debaryomycetaceae.